This is a messenger RNA of Prunus mume (Japanese apricot), 1568 nucleotides long. The record is from RefSeq and is a predicted model, not a curated record. NCBI's taxonomy places the organism in Eukaryota, Viridiplantae, Streptophyta, Magnoliopsida, Rosales, Rosaceae.
AAACAGUCGUUUUGUCGUCACUUUGCGCCCCUCUGCUUUCUCCACUCCACGCUCACGCUCCUCACACCUCACCUGCUCUGUUUCUGCUCUCAGCUUCACUCAACCUUUUUUCUUACCGUUUUACCCUCCGCUGACGCCCUAAUAUCCUCUCUAACCACCACCACAACCCCCAAGCAAACACACGCAACAGAAGCAUAACCUUUCUUCUUCACGAGAAAAUUCAGCUGAAGCGUCGUCGUUUUCGAGCUCAAAAGCAAACCCAGCUGGGCUCUCUUUUGAAAAUAUCUACAGCAAUGUCUGUGGCUACAAAGCUUCAAUCUUCGAUUUGUGAGCCCCGAGCUGUACUCGGUCCCGGCGGGAACAGAGUUAGGGUUUCAGAGGCCCCGAAACGCAAGAACGAGGGCUUGAAGAAGCCACCGCAGAGGCCGACAAAACCUGUAUCGGAAAUUCCAGAAGCGGUUGUACGGAACAACUUUUCGGUGGACAGCACCUGCUCUUCUGAUACCUCGUCGAGUUGUUCAUCUGCCAAAACGGUGAGUCCUAGAAGGACUGUAAGGCACAAGAGCUUGAGGCCUGCGAAGCUUGUUUCGGACGAUAUGGAGGUCGUCAAGCCCGCGGGUCCACCUAAACGGUGUGAAUGGAUUACACCGAACUCUGACCCAGUUUAUACUUGUUUCCACGAUGAAGAAUGGGGGGUUCCAGUUUAUGAUGAUAAGAAGCUGUUUGAGUUGCUCGUCCUUUCACAAGCUCUAGCCGAACUCAGUUGGCCAGAAAUUCUACACAAGAGAGACAUGUUCCGGAAACUUUUUGACAACUUUGAUCCGUCAUCCAUAGCAAAGUUUGAAGAGAAGAAGCUACAGUCUCUCAAAGUAAAUGGCAUUCCAUUGCUAUCUGAACAAAAGCUUCGUGCAGUUGUGGAGAAUGCUAUGCAAAUGCUCAAGGUUCAGCAGGAGUUUGGUUCCUUCAGUAACUACUGCUGGAGCUUUGUGAACCACAAGCCAAUAAGAAACGGAUUUCGUUAUGGACGCCAAGUACCGGUGAAGUCGCCAAAAGCUGAAGUCAUAAGCAAAGAUUUGAUGAAGAGAGGCUUCCGUUGUGUUGGUCCUACUGUCAUUUACUCGUUUAUGCAAGUGGCAGGGAUUGUGAACGAUCAUCUCCUAACAUGCUUCAGAUACAAGGAGUGCGAUGCAAAUGACAAAAAAUUAGACCUGAAACUUAAGAUGGAAGAGAAGACGGAGGUGCUAAAACUAAGUGAAGCUAUGGAGAUUGGAGAGCACAAAUGACAGACAGACUUUGUUACUAAUUACACAAAUCCACAUAAUUAGAAAUUACUGUAAGAAGGUAAAAAGUAGAUGUUUUCCAUUUUUACUUUGUAGUCGUUGCGUGCUUUUCUCAUGCCACUGUCUGUGUCUGUGUCAUUAAACUAACCAACCAGAAAAGCAUUGUCUUAGACUCUUACCUCUAUGUAAGAAGCUGAUGCUUUGUAGAGAUCAGUGUGAGUUGUCAAAUUUGCUGCCUUAUCGUCAUUUUGGUGUCUUGUAAUAAAUAUUCACAUUAUCAUAGAAAAG